AUGACCCCAACCAGCUACACCACCACCAUCACCCCGACCAACCGCCCGACAACCCCAACCCACCGCCCCCCAAAAGUCACCUACAGCCUCCUAAACGCCACCACAACCCUAACCUACCUCCACUACGCAGGCCUCGCCUCGAUCUUCGACUGGGACGCCGCCCUAGACCACCUACUCACGCUGUUCUGCCAGCAGCGCGCGAAGCAGCCGCACGCCGCGCCGUUCGGCGGGUCGAUCGCGUGCGACGGCGAGAUCCGGUUCUUCCUUGAGAUGCGCGAGGAGGGGAAGGCGGGGGCCAUGCCGUUUUGUUAUCUGGGGAGGACGUCGUUUGGCGUGCGUGAUGAGGGGGCCGCUAAGGCUUGGGAAUCGCAGCAAGGUUGUCAGGGUAAUCCCACCGGUCCAGACAGCUUGGCACAUGUCAGCGAUCCCACGCAUCCGAGUUACACCGCAACAUCUACCUUGAUGUCUCAUUCCUGA
Aspergillus homomorphus CBS 101889 is the source of this 477-nucleotide messenger RNA. RefSeq lists its product as uncharacterized. The transcript is spliced from 2 exons. The record is from RefSeq and is a predicted model, not a curated record. Bases 1 to 477 code for a protein of 158 amino acids. Lineage: Eukaryota; Fungi; Ascomycota; Eurotiomycetes; Eurotiales; Aspergillaceae.